Molecule: messenger RNA, 1225 nt
Organism: Oppiella nova
Lineage: Eukaryota; Metazoa; Arthropoda; Arachnida; Sarcoptiformes; Oppiidae
Source: the annotation of a GenBank genome assembly
UAUAGUUUGACAACAGGUUUGGCAGUGCGAGAGUGUGUGGACAACAUUGCACUGCAUUUAACACUGUAUUCACAAUUGAGUUACAAUUGAGAGCACACGUGGACUUAACUUACGUCGAGUUAAUUAGUCUUAUAUUUAGUUUAUUUAGCAUUUGUUUCAUUCAUAAUAUAAACCAAACAUGAAAUCAUUCAUAAUUUGUGUCCUCUUUUGUCUCAUAUCUCAUGCCAUUUGUGAUGACGAGUCGUUUGGAGAACUCGUCGUGGAAGUGGUGUCCAAACCGGAUGACUGCAGCCGUAAGUCAUCGAAAGGUGAUAUGUUGUCAAUGCACUACAGGGGCACCACUGAGGACGGCAAGGAGUUUGACUCCAGCUAUUCCCGUUCGGAACCGUUUAAGUUUCAGUUAGGCAUCGGACAAGUUAUCAAAGGGUGGGACCAGGGAUUGCUCGACAUGUGCCCCACGGAGAAGCGAAAGCUGACGAUCCCCUCACACCUGGCCUACGGAGACGCCGGCGCCGGCGACCGCAUCCCACCGAAGGCCACACUUGUGUUCGAAGUGGAGUGCAUUGCCGUCGAAGACGGACCCACUCCUGUCAAUGUCUUCGCCGAGAUCGACGCCAACGAUGACAACCAGCUGUCGCGCGAAGAGGUGAGCUCAUACCUGAAGAAGCAAAUGCCGGAAGCGGCGAAAGCAGGAGUGAAGGAUCUUCCAGAUCAGGACAAACUCGUCGAAGAGAUCUUCCAACACGAGGAUCAGGACAAGAAUGGCUUCAUUUCGCACGAGGAGUUCAGUGGACCCAAACACGACGAGUUAUAAUACCCAUUCGUAUCCAUAGAUAUUCAUAAAACUUAAUUUUUUUUAAUUCUUGAGGCGUUUAUUAAAUAAUUUUGUCAAUUGUUGUGAUAUACUGUAUCUGAUUGUUAAGUGCCUUUUCAUACCAUACCAUCCCCUCCUCCCUCUAUGACUAACCAAUGAUGUGUUUAAAGGCUUAAGCACUUUAAGGGACAUUAAGGUUAAUGAUUACAACAUUGUCUCGUCAACGGUUCCAAUCGAGUGUCUAUUAAUAUGGGUUUUAUUUGUGGGUUUCAAAAGUGCGGUCAUAUUUAAACGUCUGUCACAUUAGACUAAUAUUUCGAAACAUUACUUAUUUGUCGAAUUUUUUAUAAUGUAUUUUUCAGUUUUUUAAUAUCAAUCAAAUGAAUGAAUGCAGUCUUUCCAUCACAAAAG